AUGAGUUUUAGAGAAAUUCUAAAUAACACUUAAAAAGUUAAAAAAAUCACAAAAGUUGCUUUCAAUGCCUUGGAUGAGGAUGACAGUGGUUUUUUGGAGAGGAAGGAAUUAAUUUCAAUUUUAAAUAAUUGUGCGGACACUUUAAAAAUUGAAAGACCAUCAUCAGAAGAAAUGGAUGAAAUAUUAAAAGAAUUAGAUGAGAAUUCAGAUGGCAAGGUUUCAGAAAAUGAAUUUCAAGCAUUAAUUGAGAAGGUCUUAAGAAUUAUGGCUAAAAUAGAAGAAAAAUGAAUAACAUUUAAUUAUUAUUAUUUAUAUAUUUUAUUAAUAAAA
Paramecium tetraurelia is the source of this 330-nucleotide messenger RNA. RefSeq lists its product as uncharacterized. Gene Ontology annotation, molecular function: calcium ion binding. The transcript has 2 exons. NCBI's taxonomy places the organism in Eukaryota, Ciliophora, Oligohymenophorea, Peniculida, Parameciidae. The record is from RefSeq and is a predicted model, not a curated record.